This is a messenger RNA of Nymphalis io (European peacock), 1410 nucleotides long. RefSeq lists its product as uncharacterized. The transcript is spliced from 3 exons. The coding region runs from base 57 to 1391 and encodes 444 amino acids. NCBI's taxonomy places the organism in Eukaryota, Metazoa, Arthropoda, Insecta, Lepidoptera, Nymphalidae. The record is from RefSeq and is a predicted model, not a curated record.
CAAAACACAUUUAAAUUAACUUCCUAUUGAUAGUAACCAAUCGCCGUCAUUUGAAAAUGGAAAUAAGAACAUUAUAUUGUUACAUUUGUAUUAGUAGUGUUCUUACACCUUAUCUAGAUGCAAAACCUUUUUCACUCAACGACGUUAUUGCCGCAGAAAAAGCAACCCAACAUUCUCAAAAGAUCUUUGAAUCGCAUGAUAUCCCCCAAGGCAAGAAGAUAUCUUCUUCAAAGUAUAAAAAAACAUUUCAAAUUAAGACACCCUCAAAACCCAAGAAAUUAAAACAUUUACAAAGACCUCGAAAUAAACGUAAAAAAUUUACCUCAAAAAGAGAAAUUCAACAAAAUGAAAAACAUAAUAAGUAUAUACCUUUACUUAGAGAUAUUGGGAUGUUAUUUGACAAUAUUAUCAAUUCAGAUUCGAGCGAAACCUAUGACAUCAGAAAAUACAAAUACAAGAGAAAUCAAUUCAAUCCCAUGGACAGUGAUAAAGGAGCGUGCACCUGCGUCAGUAAACAUGAUCCAGAAAACAGAUAUUAUCCGAAAGAAAAGACAUAUACGACUUCUACCGCUGAAGUCGAGAAUGAGACUUCCAGCUCUGCCAUUAUUACCACCACGUCAACCUAUAAUUUUGCCAAUGAUAACAUCAGCCGUAUCGGACAGCAUAAGAACAUAUCCUCAUUACUUACAAGAGAUUCCUUUGGCCUUUGGAGAGACAAUAAUAGAUUCCGUGAGAGAAGCGGCUCCUCAUAUAACGGGAGCUCUGAAGGACAUAUCACCGGGUUUGGGAGAAUUAAUGAAUAUCUUACCGUCGACAGAGAAGGGGAACUCGAUAUACAAUACGAUGAAGAAAAUUCCAACAGCCAUUCACGAAACAAUACAAGUAGCUAUAGAUCCAGUGGAGAAAUACGACGAAUCAGCACAGUUUUCCGAAAUUCAAAGAUUUAUAGAGGAACCGACAAAACAAAAGAACUUGUUCUCUCGCCAAAUGAAACCAUUGAAGACGAUUCAAGAAACAUUCCUGAAUACGAAGGAGAUACUGAAUUCGAAAUUCGAAGAAACGAAACAGAAAGCCCAAUAUUUUUACCGGAAUUUACUUCAAGAUUACGAGAAUAUAACACCCAGGAGAAAAACUUAUCGACUCGAAUCGCCGAAUCUACUGAAAAAAUCUUCGAUAACACCAAUGAUAAACGACUCGUUAUCAGAAAUGGCUCAAAUACCGAGAAAAAUAAAGAAAAUCGUAGAACAGAUGAAGCAAUAAUACCCUAUUCUUCAUCAAAUUCCACUUUUCCCGUAGGUAAGGUUGUAAUGAUUUUUGAUGGUUACAGUGUAGCUAGGGAUGUUAAUGGCGAGAACAAAAGAAACGAGAAAGUCAUUCAUAUUCACUCAUAAAUAUUGUGUAAUAACCUAC